AUGACACCUUCGGAAAUUGCAAACAACGCUCUCCAGGCUACACUCGAGACUGUACAGUCGCUGAUGAAGCGUUGUUUGAAAUUAAAGGAAAGUGAUCCAGGCACACUGACGUUAUCGGAUGAGAUCGCCAGAUGCCUGGCAAAAGAUUUAAAGCUUUAUGGGGGGAGCGCUACAUCGUUCUCCCCUAAGCUGCUAUCCUGUGCCGCCGUAGUACGGGAGCACUCCAAGGCCGGCAUCUUUGUGUUCCACAAGACUGUGGACUACCGCCCCUCCACCUUUGCUGAACCCCAACUGACCACUGGCGACGGCGGAGUCCACGGUAAAGACUCUUUCGGAAUCGAUCAGACCCCCUCGGCUCGGCUCAUGGAAGGCGACGCAACCAGCUCCAUCAGCUGGUUACAAACCCCGGGGGUUCCGGUUACAGAACUCAUGAGAUCAGACAUCCGAAGCAAUGCCAUCCCCCCAUUGGUAUUCCCGCCACCGACCUGCCUGCCACGUUCUAUCGCCCCUGCGAUGGUGAGACACGGUAUCCAUGCGGCUGGAAGCAUGAAGACAGAGACAACCGCACAGCCCAGGAAGAGGAAAAGGAAAGUGGAAGAGAGCGACAAUGACGGCAAAGAAGCGGAGGUAGUUCAUGGAUGCACACCAACUCCCAUUUCCCAGAAGCCGAUUCGCAAAUGGAAGAAGAAGUAUAUGUUGGAUGAAGGAGACACCGGGGACACUGGCACCACCCAUGUUAAGCACAAGACGGUGUCGGUAAAGACAUUCAAUGCUGGGGCUCCCGAUGCCAUAUCAGCCGACACGUCCGCAACAGAUUUGGUGAACGACAAAGGUUUUUGGGACAAAAAAACUAGGCCUGUCGGAUGGGGUUUGGAUUCCAACAUCGCCACAAUGAUGGAGGUAGGCAAGCAAGCAAAUAUUUCCGUGCGCUACCACCCACGGCAAUGUGACAAAUGUGUCAAGUUGAAGGUUCCUUGCAUAGUUCUCCCGGACAAGAAGCCUGGAUGCAUCAGACUAGUUUGUGCAAACUGCGAUGAGAUGAAGAUCGCCUGCACAAUUGACGGCGUUGGUGUCCGGAAGAGGUUGCAAGUAAAGGCGAAGGAAGCUGUUGAUGAACCGAAAAUCAAUCCUCUUUCCAAUCGCCCUAGGUCACGUGCAAAAAAGCCACGCCCUGCCGCAAACAAUCUGGCAAAAUCUACUCCGGCCAAGACCAUGAAACCGGCCACUCGUUGGUCCUCUCGUGUGGCUCAGACUGUUACCGUGGACGACCCGCCAAACGAGCAACCUACCAACUCAAGGCCUAAGCAUCCGGCUCUGCUAGCGCACCAAAACAUCCAGACGUCCGACCCUUCCAAACAAUCGGAAAUGGGACUCCCUGAAAUCAUUUCAAUUCCGGCUCCAUUGCAGCCACCAGGACCCACCAAUCUCCCGGUUCCUGAACCCAGCGGAACAGACAUCUUGCGGAGCAUCCAGGACCUUGGCAGGAGAUUCGAUCUCCUUGCAAUCAAUGAGCGGGUGGACGCAUUGGAUGCAAGGGUUGAUUCGGUGGAGGACAGGUUUGGAUGGAGGCUGAUGGUGCUGGAGAACCAGAUCACUGCCUCGGAUGCGUGUUGGCAGUCGGUCGCAUCGUCGAUGGAUAAUCUGUCAAUGUCCUUGCAAAUCCAUAAGGACGAUCUGGCCGCUCACCGUCCUGGCUCCUCCAACCGCACCAAAUAUGCGCUGCAAAAUGCCCCCGUGGAUGAACGCCUGGGAAUCUCGAUCGUCGGUAGGGAACGCAACCAUGGAUGCAAUUAG
This is a messenger RNA of Suillus fuscotomentosus, 1794 nucleotides long. RefSeq lists its product as uncharacterized. The transcript has 8 exons. Bases 1 to 1794 code for a protein of 597 amino acids. The record is from RefSeq and is a predicted model, not a curated record. Lineage: Eukaryota; Fungi; Basidiomycota; Agaricomycetes; Boletales; Suillaceae.